AUGCUCGACGAGAACCUCCCCACUUUCUUUCUCAAGCCAGGUACACAGCAAAAACACCUGUGGACCGUCUUCCUCUGCCAGCACGGCAACGAACCCGAGCCCGUCUACACUCUUCGCUAUCCUGAUCCUGCCUCACCAACAUCACGGAAUCGCUACGGCGUCGCCCUCUGCGACCCCUUUGUCCCCGAUGUCGUCUACGGUGAGGUCCUGAUCAUACCCCAGUGGACGCAGCCCAGUCUCUCCGCCGAGACCAUCCGCCAGAAUGGCGGCGUCACACCCCCGCCGGAACCCAUCCUCCCCUCCGAAUUCACCAUCCAUCUCUACAACCCAGAUCAGCAGGUGACGGUCCGAUAUAAGCAUAAGACGUGGAAUACACCCGCUACGUGGGAGUUUGAGAUGCCGCAGCAUACCUUCCGCCAGCCGUCCAGCUCAACGUUGGACCACGCGCUCACCGACCCGGCGACGGCAGACACGACACCCAAGCUCCGAUUCAGCUGGCGCAAAGAUAGCAAGCUGUCUAAGGACCUGACGUGUUUGCUGUCGGGGAAGACGACAAACAUGCCCGAGGGAAAAGCGAAGAGUAAGGAGCCGGACAUCACGCUUUCGAUCUUCCAGUCCCUGCGCGAGUUGACGCUCUACGAGCCGAAUCUGUAUCGGGUCGAGAUGGAGGAUUUCAAGGGGUUGGAGGUCGUGUUGCUGCUGGGGGCGGUGACCAUCCGGGAUGUGUUUUUCUCCUCGAUGAAGGAUGCGUUUCGUCUUGCGCGCGAUGCGUCUGUGCAGAAGCCCGCGGCUUCGGGGUUGGGGAACAACACCAGCGCUGGGAAUGCUCCCGGCGCGACGCAGAGAACGGCUGCGCCAGUGGAAGCUGCAGUUCCAGCCUCGGAUACACUCGGCCGAAACAAAACACCGGCACCCGUGCGAUCUCCCACUGACACCCCAGCCACGCGUCCGACUCCCGCUCCAACCCCGCAGCAACGCAAGGAAGAGGAAAAGCGAACCAAGAAACUCCUCGAGGAAGAAGAAAAGGCCCGCCGCAGACGCCAGGCCGAAAUCGACAAGGAAACCCGCCGCCUGCAGAAAAUUUACGGCCGGGAGGAGCAGCAGGUGCGCGCCAGCACGACGAACCUGGCUCUUCCUGCGCCCGCGCAGCCUCCCCGACCCCAGGUGCAGCAGCAACCGUCGCAGCCGCAUCUACCUCCGCGCCCGAAUCCACGCUACUACUACCACCACCAGGCGGUGUCCAUAUCAGAUGUGGCACCUGUGCCGCGGCCGCAAGCGGGACCCGUUCCCAACCGCCGUCCACUGUCGACGGUGCAGUUCGCGCCCGCGCAGAUGGCAGCAGCGCGCCCCCAGGGCCCGGGGCCGGUGGCGGCGAAACCCCAGUUGCAGCCGAAGAAGAGCAGUUUCUUUGGGUUCCGGCGGACGUCCGAGGAUGCGAACUCGAAACUGAUGAAGAAGCGCAGCUCGAUGUUUUGA
Molecule: messenger RNA, 1476 nt
Organism: Aspergillus clavatus NRRL 1
Lineage: Eukaryota; Fungi; Ascomycota; Eurotiomycetes; Eurotiales; Aspergillaceae
Exons: 2
Coding region: 1-1476 (491 amino acids)
Source: RefSeq, a predicted model, not a curated record